AUGAGUGAUAAAUCAAAAUCUCCACCUGCACUUACCAAAAAAACAACCAAACCAAUUAUCAAGAUCUAAGUUUCAAAUGAAAAAAUAUAGACCAAAAAUUAUCAGCCUUCAAGAUUUGUAGUUGCUGAAAGAUUAUAACCUAUUACGUAUAAUAAUCUAAUUUCUUAAGUUACAAGACUCAAGAAGUAUUGAGUGAGUUUCAAACUAAGAUUGAAAGCACAAUAUUGAAUCCAAACCUAUUAAAAAGUGUUCAGCCUAGUUAAUAGAGAGUCAUUCAGGUAAUAAUUAUAUGCGAUGUUAUUUCUAGCCCAAAGAAUAUAAAAAGAAACCUCUACGGAGAUAGGAAAAUGAAAUGCAAAUGUAUAAAGACAUAUUUGUAUAACCAAAAGCAGAUGCAUUAUAAGAGUUAAAAGAAAAAGAGAAGGACUUCGAAGCUCUCUUUCACAAAGGUCAAGCCAAAUAAUAUGACAAAAUACUAAACAUAAAAGAGGAGGAAGAGAAGCAAACCAAGACUUUAUUAGGGUCUUUACUCAAUGAACAAAUCAUGAAAUCAACUGCUCCGAUGGACAAUAUAGAUUUAAAAAAAGAAAUCGACAAAGUGGCAUAGAUGGAUUUAGCAGUUCAACCUGAAACGAACUUUUAAUUUUUUGAUCAACAAAUUUCUGUAUAACCUCCAGAUCUUCCCAAUGCCAGUAUUGCUUCCCCCUUAACUCCUGGAAAUGGCUAUGCUCCUUCUAUUCCUUACACCCAUAAUGUCAAGGAAAAUAAUAGAACUAGCAUCAAGGAUUUGUUAGUGAGGGCCAAAGCAGGCAUGUAGGCUGGAGACAUACAGAAGGAAGCUCAUUUAUCCUUUUAUUUGGGAAUGGUUUAUGAAAGCAGCAAAAAUCAUAAUGAAGCUGUCAGAUUUUACAAAAAGUUUGUGGCUUGUGCUAAAUUGAUGGAGGAUAAGAUAGGAAUGGCUUUGGGAACUAAUAGAGUAGCAUUCAACUAUUACAAUACUGGAAAUUACACUAAGUCAAUUGAGUUCCAUAAACAAAACCUCUAAUAUUCAGAUUAAGAGAAUAUGUUCACUGGUUUUUAUAAUAUGGGGUUAGCUUAAAGAAGGUUAAGAAAUUAUGAGGAUUCAGUGGAAUAUUUUGAAUAAGCCUUGGAAUGGGCUCAGAAAAGAGAUGAAGCAGAAUCCUAAUGCAUAUCCUUUGGAUAAUUAGGAAUUGUUUAUUUGGAAAUUAAAUAGUAUCAAUUGGCUUAUGAGAAUUUUCAAGUAUUUAUUAUAAAUUUAAUAUGACAGAAUUGUUAUGAAUUAGCCAGAAGAUUAAAAAAUCAUAAAUUGCAAUUGGAGUGUCUCUUAAAUUUAAUUAAAAUAUCUGGAUAUUUACAAACUCCAGCUGAAAUAUAGACAGAUAUUUUACGAAAUGCAAUCUAAGUAUACUUGUAUCAAUUAUUUAUAAUAGUGUGCCAAUCAUUUAAGUGAAAAAUCCAUAGCUACUUUAUGUUUGUGUAAUUUAGGCGUUCUUGAAUCAAAGCCUCUACAACCUAUUGAAGAAUAUGAUGAUUUAGAAUAUGAAUAAUUUUGA
Messenger RNA from Paramecium octaurelia, 1574 nucleotides. The record is from the annotation of a GenBank genome assembly. NCBI's taxonomy places the organism in Eukaryota, Ciliophora, Oligohymenophorea, Peniculida, Parameciidae.